AUGGCCAAUGCUCAUUCUCCUGGUGGUGGAUAUCGAAAGGGAGAUGGUGCACAAGAAGAAAAUCUUUUUCGGCGAUCGGACUAUUUUCGAAGUCUUGACAUUGGUCUCGAUCAAUGGUUACCGGAGCGUAGUGAACGUUUUCAAUGUUUGUCAUCGGGUAAACUCGAACGGCUCAUCGAUCCAGCCACCAUGUAUUCAAUGCAUGAAUUCGAAGCCCGAGCGAGUUCACCUGCUCGAGUACCACACAAAGGAGAUAAGCGGACACCUUGCAAACGGGGUAACAAAUGUCGAAAAAUGGGUGAUGCUCAACAUUGUGCUCAAUAUUCUCACCAAGCCGAUGAUCAACCUGCCAAAUUUCCAUGCAAAUAUGGUGCUGGAUGCUACAAUUUGAAGUCUGACCAUCGAGCUGAGUACUCGCAUCCUUCGGAUGGAGAACGCAAAAGUUAA
This is a messenger RNA of Rotaria sordida, 447 nucleotides long. Lineage: Eukaryota; Metazoa; Rotifera; Eurotatoria; Philodinida; Philodinidae. The record is from the annotation of a GenBank genome assembly.